Gigantopelta aegis is the source of this 1435-nucleotide messenger RNA. Its product is annotated as EF-hand calcium-binding domain-containing protein 6-like. The transcript has 7 exons. Lineage: Eukaryota; Metazoa; Mollusca; Gastropoda; Neomphalida; Peltospiridae. The record is from RefSeq and is a predicted model, not a curated record. Bases 190 to 1011 code for a protein of 273 amino acids. Gene Ontology annotation, molecular function: calcium ion binding.
CUGGUCCAAGACUGCAUUAGGCGAUGAACCCGAAAGAACAAGUUAUGCAUCAAUAAAACAAACAUCACUACCAAUGUAUCGAAAUAAUGCGGCGUGACGUCAUAUUAAUGACGUAGAUUUAUAGCAGAAGUUGGGCUUUUAAAUUCUACUUGGGUGUUCUGUUGAGUUAGUAACAGUAGGCAAGAAGCCAUGAUGGAAUGCGAUCUGAAGCGAAUGGAGAAACACGUGGAGGUGGCCAGGCUGAAGGUAGAGGAGGAUUUCCCGGCCUUGGAGUGCGAGAGGGAGGCUGACAGGGCUCGAAAACUGCAAGAACAAUCUCGGGCAGCGGCAGACUGCUACGAACAAUACUUAGAGAAGAUAACUUGUCUUUUGAAAAUUAUAAAACCGAAGGUACUGGAUAAUGAAGAAUGCCUGAAAAGAUUCUUCGAAACCAAAGACAGAUUGGGCUCCUCGUAUAUUAUGAUUGAUGAAAUGCUGACCUGCAUGAAUAAGCUAUCUUUUCCUAUCUCGGAUAUAGAGAAACUGAUGUUAUGUAGACACUUUGAUUUGGAGAGCGAUGGAAGAUUCUACUACCUAAAGUUCAUGGGAUCAUUCAAUAGACUGCCAGAAACCAGCUCUGAACAAACCAAAUCUCUGCCAGUAGAACGCAAACCUAGAAUCUAUAACUACCAACGUACCGUUGAGCAGGCCUUGGCAGUCAUGCAUGAUAAGCUUUUGAAAGAAUUCAAGAAUCUUUGGAGAGUGUUCCAAAAAUAUGACACAAACAAGGAUGGCGUCGUAUCCAUGGAGGAGUUCAAGAAAAUCCUGAGGUUCUGCGGAAUCCAAUUCAGCAAGGACGACUUGUAUCACAUCGUCGCGGAAUUUGACACCAACAUGAACGGGGUCGUCUCAUACGACGAAUUUCUCAGGGCAGUUCUCAAAGUAAACCCCAAUGAACGUUGUGAAGAUUACCUAUGUCUUAAAAGCAAAACCAAAUCCCCAAAAUCGAAAGCAUACUGUUAUGUAUAUUAGGUGUAUAUUUUAUAUUUAAUAUAUACUAAUUUAUAGGCCUAAUUUGAUUUUCAUAAUAUGUACAUUUUGUGAAAUAGCGACGACAUUUACACAUAUGUAUAUUCAGUAUAUUAACAUUAUCUCGGUAAGAGUUACUUGACUUGUGACAUUUUCCCAUACUUAAUAUUUUAACCUUGGAUAUUAAAUAAAUUGCGUUAAUGUUUUUGUUAACGUAAUAUUAAUGUUUUUGUUUGUCGAAUUUACCUUCUGGUCAUGAAUUUUAUUUGCUAACUUCUAAUUAUCCUUCCCACUAAAAGGAUUUUGUAUUGCAUUAAAAGGUUUGAUACUUUUAAAUGUUUUUACAUUGUUGAAGUUUUUGUUUAAUUAUUACUUAUAUUAGCACUUCUACAUUGUAAUAUGCUAUUUCUUAAUUAAAAGUGUUUCU